UUUCUUGAAAAGUAUGGUUGAUACAGUAAAAUUCGUAUAAGUAAAAAUAUAAUUAAAAUGUGCACUUUCGUCAAUAUCAUUGACUAAUUAUAAUAUAAGCCAUUGUAUUCUUAAAAUAGUUUAUUUUUUUUUUAACAUACAAGAAACAAAUUACUGUGCCGGCAUUUUGUUAGAUUUGUCACAAUGCUUCAAACUAACUUGCUUUACUUGUUUGUAAUCUUAUCCCUGUUUUGGAUUAGCCUUUUUGAAUGCAAACAGCAUCAUAUUCGCAGAAAUAAUGCAGAUUGUUUUAGAAAUGAAUACGAAACUUUUGAAACUAGUCAAAGAGCUGGAAAUAAUAACAAAAGGAACCAUCCAAAAAACCGAAAUGUUCUGAAACAAAACGAUGAUGAAGACAUAUCUCUUUGGAUAAGUGAGCAACAGUUAAAGACGUUAACUGCCCUUUUUUUCAAACAAGAUUAUGCACAUGGUCGCAUAUAUGCAAUUGAAAACGGCCAUGUAGUUAAUGAUAUUCGAGAUGCGAAUCUUUAUAAGUAUAUUACUAUACCUUCUGAAAUAAGUUAUGUAAAUUUUACAUGGAAAUCUGGAUCAAAAAAAUAUUGUUAUCAUUUCGAUCGUUUAGAAACACUUGAUGAUAGUAUUUUAAAAGCACCUACGUUAUCAAUCAAAGCAAAAGGUGGUGUGCCAAAAGAAAAGAAAAAUUUUAGCGUAUUUUUACCAUGCACUGGUAAUAACUCCGGCACUGCUAUGUUUAACAUUGGCUUGUCAAUACAAACUCGUAGAGGAAGACAGCUACCGGGAACACCAGUUCGGUUAAGCUUUAAAAAGGAAUGCGCACAUAAAGGUGUGUAUGACAGCCUAGAUGCUUCCAAUCCUUCACUAACAUCUUUGCCAGAACCUGAUCCUGAAUGUAACAUAAAAUGUGGUAACAACGGUUAUUGUAAUAAUCAAAAAAUCUGUCAAUGUAACCCCGGUUAUACUGGGCAAUACUGUCAAACUGCUUUUUGUUUUCCACACUGUUUAAACGGUGGAAAUUGUACAGCACCAUCCGUCUGUACGUGUCCCGAUGGCUAUCAAGGAACACAAUGUGAAGGAGGUAUAUGUACUGAAAAGUGUCUUAAUGGAGGUAAAUGUAUACAAAAAGAUAAGUGCCAAUGUUCAAAAGGUUAUUAUGGACUACGUUGCGAAUAUUCGAAAUGCGUAAUACCAUGUAAAAAUAAUGGCCGAUGCAUUGGAACCAAUUUAUGCCGAUGUCCUAAGGGUUUAGGCGGUGAUCACUGUGAAAUUGUACGAAAACAACGUUCUACAUGUAAGAAGCCCUGCAAACACGGAGAAUGUUUGCCCAAUAAAACAUGUAAAUGUGAUAAUGGCUUUCAUGGACGAUUUUGUAACAGAAAAUUCAGAAAACCGCGACAAAAUAAACCUGUAGAGUUCCUUAAUUAAUUAAGUUUAAGCAAACUGGUUUUGAAAAAAUAUUUUUAUAGAGAUUUUUAAAAAAAAUAAUUUCAUAUAACAUGUAUUGUUAAUUUGACAUAUCCUGAUGUCUAAAAUAGCACAUACGCAAAUCUUAUGCGUAGCAAAAAAGAUUUAAAAUUUUAACAUUAAAUAUUUAAAUAGUAUUGAUUAAUAUUGUGAUACUUUUUUUUACUAAAAUAUAUAAGUUUCAUAACU
Messenger RNA from Teleopsis dalmanni, 1671 nucleotides. It is a transcript of the gene shf, whose product is annotated as protein shifted. Lineage: Eukaryota; Metazoa; Arthropoda; Insecta; Diptera; Diopsidae. The transcript has 8 exons. The record is from RefSeq and is a predicted model, not a curated record. Bases 184 to 1443 code for a protein of 419 amino acids. Gene Ontology annotation, cellular component: extracellular region; cell surface. Gene Ontology annotation, molecular function: signaling receptor binding. Gene Ontology annotation, biological process: anatomical structure development.